Molecule: messenger RNA, 2029 nt
Organism: Centrocercus urophasianus (Greater sage-grouse)
Lineage: Eukaryota; Metazoa; Chordata; Aves; Galliformes; Phasianidae
Gene: DECR2
Product: 2,4-dienoyl-CoA reductase 2
Exons: 9
Coding region: 21-917 (298 amino acids)
Biological process (GO): fatty acid catabolic process
Molecular function (GO): 2,4-dienoyl-CoA reductase (NADPH) activity
Source: RefSeq, a predicted model, not a curated record
GGUCGCUCGGUGCAGCAGCCAUGGCGGAGCAGCGCGGCGCCUCGGAUCCGCCGGCGGACGUGGAUGGCGAUGAUUGCCUCGCGGAGUACCGGCACCUCUUCAGCCCCGACAUCCUGGCGGGCCGCGUGGCUUUCAUCACCGGCGGCGGCUCCGGGAUCGGCUUCCGCAUCGCUGAGAUCUUUAUGAGGCACGGCUGUCGGACCGCCAUCGCCGGCCGGAACCAACAGCGUGUGGCCGAGGCCUCAAAAAAGCUGGUUGCAGCCACAGGGCAGCAGUGCCUGCCUCUGUCCAUAGAUGUCAGACAGCCACAAACCAUCGUGGCAGCAGUGGAUGAGACAUUGAAGCAGUUCAAGCAGAUUGACAUCCUGGUUAAUGGUGCUGCAGGAAACUUUCUGUGCCCAGCCAGCGCUCUGUCCUUCAACGCCUUCAAGACGGUGAUGGAUAUUGACACUCUUGGCACCUUCAACACCUCCAAAGUCCUCUUUGAGAAAUAUUUCCGUGACCACGGUGGGGUCGUCAUUAACAUCACAGCAACUCUGAGCUACCGAGGGCAGGCCCUCCAGGUGCACGCUGGUUCUGCUAAGGCUGCUAUAGACGCCAUGACCCGUCACCUUGCUGUAGAGUGGGGUCCCAACAACAUCCGAGUGAACAGCUUGGCACCAGGCCCCAUCACAGGCACCGAGGGCUUCCGGAGGCUGGGUGGAAAAUUUGCCAAGGACUCAAAGCAGUUUGACACGAUCCCCCUGCAGCGUGCAGGGAACAAGACAGAGAUCGCCCACAGCGCUCUGUACCUGGCGAGCCCCCUCUCCUCCUACGUGACUGGAACCACACUGGUCGUGGAUGGUGGGAGCUGGCUGACCUCUGCCAACAACUUCUCCGCCUUGCUGGGUAUUGCUUCAUCCUCUGCUAAGCUUUAGAUGUCUGGGCCGCAGGAGCAAACAAAAAUCAAUGAUGGACAGCCUGGGAUUGACUGACGGACAGAAAUGUGACUGAAUGCUGCUUCCUUGGGACAUCUUGGGGUGGAGCCACCCAGAGUGAGGAGCUGAGAGCUGCAGAGAGCAGCAAUGUGGUGAUGCUGCUGAGCCCACUCCUGCCUGGGGGAGGGAGCACCAAGGAUGCUGUGGGGGAGCAGGUGUACCCCAACUCUGCACUGUUACAGUCUUCUGAGCUGCUGUGGCUGAGAUUGUGAGGAUAGAGGGGAUGUGCUGUAGUGCUCACUGUCUGGCUUUUCCUUUCUGGAGUCCCAGUCCUGGGUAUCUGACCACUUCCUGCUCUUUCCCCUCUCUUUGCCUGAGAGCAGCACAGCACCCCCGCAGCAGCUCCUUAUUGGGAUGGGGGAUAGUUCAGCCCAUUCUGGGUUGGGAGAAGCCAGUGCUUGCUGCCAGACCUGCAGCUUGUCCUGCUAGGAGAAUGAGAUCAAACGAGAUCAGCUGCAGUGCUUGGGGCAUCUUUUGCUUGGUAACUGUUAGAUGCCAACUAGGACCAGGGUGGCUCUGGCAGAGGGAUGGACAGCUUCACUUCCUCUAGGGGCUCCUGGCUGGAGCAGCAGAACCCUGAGGCAGGUGCAGAGGUGCCUGAGAUGUCCUUUCCUUGGGAACAGAGGUAAUGGGAGGUGAGAGCUGACCAGGGAUGGCCCUACCAGCUGAGCCUGAGCUGUCUGUCUGUCUGUCAGCCCCCUGCUGUCUGUCAGCCCUAAUGGCUCUGGCACUGAUCUCUUGCUGUCCCCUUUCUAUGUCCAGACACCACAACAGAGGGUGAAUCAGAGGCUAGCAGAAAUUCAGCCCUUGCUGAGCAGUGCUGAGCUGGGGAGCUGCAGGGGCUGCACUGGGCGUGUGCUGGGAAUGAAAUGUGUGUGCUCGAGGGGCUCUGCACUGCCCUCCUACUGCUGACAGCAGGAUUUUAGCUUACCCUGAUUUCUUUUAAUCUGGUUUUAAAGAUUGCUGAAGAUUGGUUUCUUUUCCUACAUGAUUGUAGACUUGACAGGUUUUGCUCCUUCCUCCAGGCCACGAAUAAAGAACUUCCAGCCUCA